AUGACUUUCUUUAACGAGUUCUUCUUUUUUGGCGUAUUGUUUCCCCCACUUGCAAUCAAUGCGGCUCUUGACUUUAAAAAUAUUAUUACGCAUGGAUUAUUUACGUCCGUCAUUGUCUUUGGCUUUGUGGGAUCUAUAUUCAAUUUCACUAUUACUGGUUUGUGCUUGUGGGGUGUGCACGUGUUGGGAGCCCUGGGUCUGGAAGAUCUUGCUGUUAAACCGAUCGGCUUUAUUUUGUUUUCAAGUCUCAUCUGCUCAACGGAUCUGGCAAUUGUGUUGGGUCUACUAGGAAAGCUAAAAGUACAUCCAUUCCUUUAUCUUCUUUUUGUUGGGGAGUCCUUAAUCAAUGAUGUUUUCAUUAACUUGUUCUAUGUCCUGUUUAUUGGGCUGACAAUGACUCCCUUGCUGCGCAUCUACAAAUUCCUCUCAUCCGAGCCGGUACGGUUAAGUCUAUUUGAGACUCUUAACGGCAGAGUUAUCACAUCGGCUUGUCAUGCCAUGUCAGACAUAGUAGGAUAUCAUCACAGCGCACUUCAGGCAAAACUCGAAGAAUUGUACAGAAGGUAUUUUCGGCCCCUUUUGCUGCGUGAUCCAAACAAGCACGAUGAGAUCGCUGAUGUCUAUGCUGACAUUGCCUUGGCGCUUCACCACGCCAGUGUGGCGAGGGACCGGAGCUCCGUUCAGUUUCACCUUCGUCAACUUCGUCCACAACUCAAGAAGGCCUUCUAUUUACAGCAGCAAGGUGUUUUCAAGCCGCUUCACCAUGUUUCCUUGCACCACAUCGACUUUAUUUCCGAACCGACAGACAUGUCGGCCGGGGGACAAAACGAUUUGAGCUUGGCUCGUCCGACGCCGACACACGCGCCUGCUUUCUCUUACGAAACAUCUAGAGGAAUAUCUUCGCCGGAGAGUACUGAAUGGGAGGAGGCUCAGGAAGAGAGUUACCAUGACGCUUUAUGCGAAAAGGAAGUAAUCGUUAAUUCAAUCCAGCAGCCGCGUGGAACUAAACGAAAUGUAACCCGGCACUCUUGGAAGCAGAAAGCCUGUUGUACUAGCAAGGCAAAUCUAGAAUCACCAGAACCUGAAACAAAUUCUGCAGAUGAAGUACCUGAAGGUGACGUUGGUGCAACAGACGACUGCCGUGGCGGAGGCGGUGGUGGCGUCCGUGCGGGUGACGAAGAGGAGGGCCUCUUCCGCCAGAUAUUAUCUCGACACAACCGCCACACUUACGUAUUCGACGAGACUGCCUAUGCCGAACGUGUUCAACAGUCCAUUCAAAGCAAACAUCGUGCUCUUAAGCUCCAUCACUUUCACAAAACGUAG
Mesocestoides corti is the source of this 1323-nucleotide messenger RNA. Lineage: Eukaryota; Metazoa; Platyhelminthes; Cestoda; Cyclophyllidea; Mesocestoididae. The record is from the annotation of a GenBank genome assembly.